Molecule: messenger RNA, 3279 nt
Organism: Apis laboriosa (Himalayan honeybee)
Lineage: Eukaryota; Metazoa; Arthropoda; Insecta; Hymenoptera; Apidae
Product: zinc finger protein 239-like
Exons: 2
Coding region: 150-1271 (373 amino acids)
Source: RefSeq, a predicted model, not a curated record
AUAAAACUUAAUUUUCUAUAAUAACGAUUAAAUUUAUUGUUGUCUAUAUUUGGUUAUAAACUCAAGUUUUAAUUCAAGAUGGCGGAUAUCAUGUGAUUGGAUCGUCGGUAAAACAGUACAGCAUGUGAUAUUUUACGACAAAGGUACCGAUGCUAGCUCAGGAUCAGCAGGAAUGCAGCCCGAACGAGAUGUUCAAACAAGAGGAAGACACGGAACAGCUGCUCAUCGCGAAUCGUUUGCACGUGCCGACCGUGGAGAAUACGGAGAUAAUCAUCACCGAUGGUAUCGUGCAGUGCGAUCUCUGCGGAGACGGUUUCGUUUCCGAGCAUGCUCUGGCGCUGCAUUUAAAAGUUCACGAACAGGAACAGGAGGUGCAGGUUCAAGAUGACCAGUUUGUAUGCGAGCACUGCGGUUGCAGUUUCGCGAAGAUGUCCACGUUUAAGGAGCAUCAAGCAGAGCACGAAACUAACGAGAGUUACGUUUGCGAGACGUGCGACUAUGUUAUGGAUGAUAAAGAGAGUUUGAUAGCUCAUCAGAAGCAGCACAAUAUAGAGUACGAGUGCGAGAUUUGCGGCGCCAGUUUCGAUUCUUCGGCCGGUUACGAGGAACACCAGGCAGUGCACUCGGACGAAAAACCGUUUCAAUGCGAGAUAUGCCACGCUCCGUUUCGCUAUCGUCAAGGUUUGAGAUUGCACGCGAAGCUGCACCAACCUGAUUACGUCCCACCACAGAGGAAGCAUCACUGCGAGCUCUGCAAUAAACGUUUUUCGAGAAAGCAGGUGUUGCUGGUCCACAUGAAGACCCACGGAAACGUGGGACCCCAGAACGAAUACAUUUGCCCCGUUUGCGGCAAGGCUGUGUCCAGUAAGACUUACUUGACCGUGCAUUUACGAAAGCAUACAGGUGAGAAACCACACGUUUGCGAUCUCUGCGGCAAAGGAUUUAUCUCUCAGAAUUAUCUGAGCGUGCAUCGGCGCACGCAUACAGGUGAAAGACCCCAUAAGUGCACCCACUGCGAGAAACGAUUCACCCAACGUACCACCCUGGUGGUGCACCUCAGAGGUCAUACCGGCGAUCGACCGUAUCCUUGCACAUGUUGUCAUAAAUCUUUUGCCUCGAAAACGAUGUUAAACUCACACUUAAAGACUCACGCUAAACAGAGUGCGCGACAGCAGCAGGAGCAACAGCAACAGCAACAGUUGAAACAGGAACAAGAGGUCCAGCAUCAAGAGCAGUCUCUUGAUACGAUAACUAUAUUGUUACCUAGUUAGGAUAUUUCGUAUGAUUAACGAAUUAAUUAUUCUGAAACGAUUACAAGGCCUUGUAAAAGAGUUUAUCCACUUGUAAGGAGAAAGUUACUUAUGGUUACUAUGCUUAUAUAGUAUGGUGGGGUGGUAUUUGUAUUAUUUAUGAUCGAAAGAGGGAUAGAUAUUUUAAUCAGUCGUGAUUGUAAUAUGAAUGGUUGUUUAUUUUUAUACAAUGAUGAAAUUGUAAUAGAGGAACAAUUAAGAUGUUGAGAAAAAUAAUUCGUGUUAGUGUUUGAAGCAUUUAUUACGCACAUAUAUAGUUGAUGAUGAAUCACUGUUCACAUUCUUGAUAUUCAUUGAAUGAAUUGAAACAUAAUUCUUGAAUAAUGACCAUGUUUCAAGUUUAACUUUUAAUGAGAUGAGGAUGACACAAUGUGCUAUAAGAGUUCCUCGCUAACAUGUUCGAAAUAAUGUACGUUUGUAUGUAUGUCUCAAGCUCAAUGCUGUUUUAUUGCAUCUUGGCCAUAGGUAGUUAGGUAUUGGAUAUCGAAAUUGGUCAACUUGUAAGGCAAAAUGAAAGACAGUGAUGCUCGAGAUCAUUUGUUAGAUAGAUUGGCUAGAAGAUGAUCAAUUUGCAGGGCUGAAAACAUUGGCCAGGAUGCAAAGCAUUCCUGUAGUAAUUUUCGACUAUUCUUUUUUAUAUUUGCAUUUAAUCUUUUUAUACUACGAUUGAUUUUGCAUAAUUAUUAUGCAAAAUUUAAGACGAAUUCCAUUUUAUUAACACAUUCAAACGAAGUUAAUUGUAAGUUAACUGUCUCCUUUUCCUUUUGUAACUUUAACAUACAAAUAGAAAUACGAAAAUUGUAAAUCUGCAUAUAAUAGUUCUUACCGAUGUUCACAUCUUCUUGUAAAAUUUCACGUUUUAUACUUCAUUCUCGCGCAAGCGUUGAGAGAAAUUUUUUAUGUAGAAUUUUAUAGAACAACCGUCCACGCUUCGAUAGGUUUUAUAUUUUUCCUGAAUACUCAAUCUUAUUUUAUACGCACAUACAUUGAUUUACCACUUCUUCGUAAAUAUUAUACAUGUAUAAAGUUAUUACAUAGAAUUUUGCAAGAGGUGCUUUAAAUUAGUGAUCGAUAAAUAUACGAUAGUGCCUUAGUUGUUAUGCGGUAUAAUUUCCGCGAAAAAAAAAAGGAAAAAAAGAAAAAAGAAAAAUAUAUAUUUAAGAUAUCCGAAUUAACGAAUUAACGUUAUAAAAGCUGAAAAUUAUGAAUUGAAAAAAUGAUAUUGAUAGAUCCAUUGAUAUAAUUCAUUGUUUCGAUUUGAAAGAUUAAAUAUUGUCUACGCUUUUAAUAAAUGCAAAUUGAGCGUAAAAACAAUCACAUUAUUACAAAUUAUUAUAAAUUAAUAGGAUUUAUUAUAAACUUAUAUGAUGAAAUGGUACUUCAAUUUGUGAUAAUAACUUUUUUCGUUAAGUGUACGAAAUAAUUAUGAUAUAUAUAUUAAUUAUUCUUAAGAAACAAUUUCUUCUAAUUAAACGUUAUAUUGUUUCAUGACAAUUUUUCUUAAUUUAUAAUGUAAGUAUAGAUACUUUAGUGAACGUCUUAUUUAUCGCAGCUUUUCCUUUAUGUUACCUUUAUAUAUUUGGUAUAGAGAAAGGGGAAAACAUUUUCUUUCGUUUUUUUUUUUUUUUUUUUUUNUUUUUUUUUUUUUUUUUUACCUAUUGUCAUAACCAAUAAUUGUAGUGUGAUAUGUCACUUAGAGAAUUAAAUGUAGAUAGUAUUACAGUUAUAAUAUCCGUAACAUUUUAAGAUUUGCAUUUUUAUCGAUAAAACGAAUGAAAGUUGACUUAAAUUUAUAGUUAUCUAAUUCCUUAUGUAUGCAAUAGAUUUUGUAUAUAAAUCAGGAAUAUCGUGUGUGAAUCGAAUGAAUGUAUGAUAUCGCUAAUCUAUUUCAAUUAUUUCUACUCUAUCCAAUCAUUGUUUAUUAUCCCAGAUCAGAUAGUCAAUAGUCUUCUUUUGUAAGCAAAUUCAU